GACGGCUGUCAUUUUUUUUUCAUUUGCACCAACGGGCACGUUUCUUGGGAGCAAACCCAGGCGGGUGUAACUGUCCUACAGGGUCCAUCAGCAGGCGUCUUAUUGGCCGGUUUGUCCCGGUUGUGGUUGCACUUCGGCGGUGAGAGAGAGCCAAGACGGCUGUUUUGAAGGAAAAAAUUAAUUAACCCCGUCUUGGUCUCAUUUUGGUGCCUCUUUAAAGCCUAAUUUAAAUACCCGUGCUGGUGUGUCUCCACACUGCAGAUAAUCGAUGGUAAAACUGAUUUUGGUUUUUAUUAGCGGCUGCGUGUUUGGUCGAGUUUCUGUUGCCUGAACUCUGGACAUCGAGGAGGAAGAGAAAACAUGUCAGUGAGUCAACAGCUGGAGUGGAUAACGUACGACGGAUCUCGGUGAACGUCCACUCUCUCUUCAUAGCUGACGUAUGGGCUUUAUUCAUCCGUCCAUCUAUUUAGGAAUUCAACGGGAAACCGAACAAAAGGGAAAAAAGCAUAAAUCCACCGCACCGCCUCAUAUCUACCACAUACCGAGGGGAUCAUUCACCGGUCAAGAAAUCCAGCGAUGGAGUCCCCCCACGCAGACCUUGGCUGCUAAUGGUUAACAGAUUAAUAAGGGAGCUGUUUUGGAAGAGCAGCGGCAGAAGUUGAGAAGAGAGGAGGGAAGAAAGGAAGGAAGGAAAGAAGGGAGGGAGGAGGAGGAGAAGAGACAGGAGAGACAGAGGGAAAACGGAGCAAAGAAGAAGAAGAGGAGGGAGAAGAAAAGAUCUCCGGUUACUGGUGGAUAACGCCGCUCCAACAGCAGCUCGCCCUGAUUAACCCUGGGACAAAUACACGGAAUGAACGGAAGGAGGGAAGGAGAGGCAGAAUGUGGUACCCUCCGCUCUGACUGACUGAGGGCUGUGUCGGGUAGUCGGGGACAACCGGUGGUCGUUAAACCCCCGGUGUGUGUGCGCGCGUGCGUGUGUAUGAGGGUGGUGGUGAACACCGGUUUUUGAUGCGCGAGAAAGUGACGUGCCGCCCUCCCACCUUCCCGCCCUUUGCCACGAGCCUCUUGUCAACUCAACGGACAAAGCAGCCAAGUAUUUCAUUUUUCGCUCCAUACUCACAAAAUCUCCAGCUUUUACCUAGGCUAUUUUUAUUAUUAUCAUUAACCUAUUGUUUGAGUGCCUGUCUGUUGAACCCCUCACUCUGACUCCAAGUCUCGCGGGAUAUAAAGGAAAUAAAAGGCUGAAUCUAAAAGAGAGGAGGAAAAAAGAUUAAGACAAACAGGAGCCGCCUAUAUGAAGAUGCUGAUGUGUGACCGCGGCGUCCAGAUGCUCGUGACGACGGUGGGCGCGUUCGCCGCCUUCAGCCUCAUGACCAUCGCCGUCGGUACCGACUACUGGCUGUACUCGCGCGGGGUCUGCCGCGUGAAGAGCAGCGGCGACAACGACACGAGCCGCAAGAACGAGGAGGUGAUGACGCACUCCGGCCUCUGGCGAACCUGCUGUCUGGAAGGGACAUACAGAGGAGUGUGUAAGAAGAUUGAUCACUUUCCAGAGGAUGCUGAUUAUGAAGCGGAUGCUGCUGAAUACCUCCUCCGUGCUGUGCGUGCCUCCAGUAUCUUCCCCAUCAUGAGUGUGGGCCUGCUGUUCCUGGGGGGGCUCUGUGUGGCCGCCAGUGAGUUUUACCGGAGCCGACACAACGUCAUCCUCAGUGCAGGAAUCUUCUUCGUCUCCGCAGGCCUCAGUAACAUCAUUGGAAUUAUUGUCUACAUCUCAGCUAACUCGGGCGACCCGGGCCAGAGCGACAGCAAGAAGUCCUACUCCUAUGGCUGGUCCUUCUACUUUGGCGCCCUCUCCUUCAUCAUGGCAGAAAUGGUAGGCGUGCUGGCCGUGCACAUGUUCAUUGAAAAGCACCGCAAGCUACGAGCAAAGUCCCGCACCGAGCUCAUCAAGAAAUCCGCCUUCAGCCGCAUCCCCUCCUAUCGCUACCGCUUCCGGCGCCGCUCCAGCGUGCGUUCGUCCGAGGCCCCCAGCCGUGACGCCUCACCCCUGGGGAAAGGUGGCUACACGGGGCCUGCCGCCUCCGAGAUGCCUAUGUACACGCUGAACCCACGCGAGGCGGGCAACGCCGGCAGCAAAGCAGGUGGCGGCAUGGGCGGGCUGCUCAACUCAGAGAGGGAGUUCCUCCAGAGCAGCACGCUCACUAAAGACUACAGCAAGGACCCCAACCGCAGGACCACACCUGUCUGAGAGGUGCUGGCUGCAGAUAUCGCCCAAUCAGAGUAUCAAAGAGGAUGAUGAUGAGAAAAACAGGGGGAGUGCCGGCAAAAGCAGGGGCCACACAGGGUUACGGGGUGGGAAAGGGGUUUGAUAAACUUCGACUGUGAACUGUGAACUUUUAGCCUUUGAACUGUGAAUCCUGAGCCCUGUGAGAGAUUCAGUGUGUGUAGCAGGGUCGGUUCUGAUGGAGAAGUUGAUCCCAACUCCACUUUACCACAUAUCACUGUAGUUGUACUUGUAACUCCUUACAUAUGAAGGCACAUUCAAUUUAUGUUCAUGAUUUUUAUGUUCAUAAAUUGACUUUUUCAAGAGGGAAACAGAAUUGAACUUAAGAAAAAGUUUAAGAGCAUAUUGUAAGUGGUUCACUGUCUGGGGCAACUUCUCCUAAAAAUGAAAAUAAUGUGAACUAAAGGAGAAGAGGGAAGAGGUGAGAGUGAUCUCUGACCUUCUGACCUCUGUCCUCCUGACCUUUUGGAUAGCAGCAGAGUUGGAUCAGUGCAGGGUGCUCUGCUAUUUCAAUGCUAUUUAAAAGUGAGGGAGUUAACACCUCAGGAUAGGGAUUGAUUCAUUUUCAGUUCAGCUGAAAUUCAAAAUAUGAAUUGAAGAUGUAGUUUGUCCAUGUUACGGCAGCACAUUUGUGGCACUAGUUAUUAUUUUCUAUACAUAUUGUAUAUAUUCUCCUUUCAUAUUGAUUGAUUUUAUUUUUAAUGAUGGAAAAGCUCACUUCAUUACCGACUGAACUGAAACUGAAUUGAGCUCAUUCCUGGUAACAUUUACCCCCCAUCUUCUCCCAGGUCAGUUGUUAAACCUGCAAAGGGAUUCUUUUUUUUAUGAAGGGGAAAGAGUAUACUGACUGCAGAUCAGCUGCUAUUGGGGAAAAGGUGUGACUCAACAACACUAAUGAGUCUCUUUUAGGGUAAUGUUAGAUCAUUGGUGCUUCCUUUUAGUCCUCCUUUUAGCCACAUGUCUUCUCUUGAUUUAUUUUUUCACCUAAAGCUUAAAGAGAUGAUCAAAUAUUUAUCUAUCUGUCUGUCUGUCUGUCUGUCUGUCUGCCUUCACUCAUCACCUUUCAUCUUCCACAUUUUUCUGUGUAGCCCCCCAUAACUCACCUCACUGCCACCCUCUGCACACCUCCUCUCACCCUCUCUUUCCUCUGAGGGACACUCCACUAGAUUUAGGUCCUGUCUUCCGUUGUUGUCGCUCGUAGACUAGUCACGUUUUCUGGAGGUUGUUGGUUAGGGGUACUGUGGAGGAGAGACCGCUGAGCUGUGAAUAUGCUUUAAGGCAGAGCCAAAAAGACAUUAAACAAACAAGAGAUGGACUUUUUGUUUGCCCACUACCUCUUGGUGAAUAUCUAUCAGAUUCAUUUAAUAUAAAGUUGUCUUUACUUGCUAGAACAAUUGUUAAAAUUUCAGCUGCAGAAACAAACGCUGAGAAAAUGCUCACUUCAGUCUAAAGUACACAUCUCUCUUCUCCAAUGGAGGAUUGAAAAACGAAAAUUGUAUGUGUCGCACAAUUUUCAGAUAGAUAGAUGGAGCUGCAUUAUUCAAAGGAUUUGUGCUCCGUUCAUUCAGCCGUCACUCACAGCCUCUCCUCCUUUUUAUCUCCCUUACAUGUGCACACACACUGCACAAAUACACACACACACACACCUAAACACGUCUGUCAAAUGUCUCCCGGCUGUGACAUCCACAGACAGCCAUGGCCCUAUCAUAUUUCAAACACCUGUACAGUUUUUACUGUAACAGACUCUAGAGACACAUCAAUACAUUUCUGUUUAUCUCUCUCUCUCUUGCUCUCUCUCAGACAUAUACACAUUAACAUACUGCACGGAUGAGUUAAAAAGCAACAAACAUCAACUACUGACUAAAAGCAUUUUAACAUACAUUGGGCAGGUGUGAUCUUAGAUUUGGUUUAGAUUCGAUCUGGAUUAAAAACAAAAAGUAGAUCAGAUACAUCAAUAUGAGAUUCACGUGAUUUAUUGUGAAAUGUUUUGGUGCAGACUCUAGUGCCCAUGUGAUCCGAAGUCCUGCGAGAAUAGCAGUGCAGAAAAUAAGAGCCGGUCUUUGACUGGGAAGCACAACAGAAAGCUUGGAUCCAUUUGAUGAAUAAGACAAAAUGAGAGAUAAGAUGAGAGGAGAGACGCAAAUGAGCCAGCCUCAAUCUCAUUUCAAACGUCAAUAAAACUCCAAUUUUUCUGUUAGCUGAUGUCAUUGAGGUGAUGUAUUGGAUGUCUUGGGCCACAGUGGCUUUCAGAUUAUUGUGUCUCUAAAAAUAUACAAAUCUGAAUGAACAGAUAUGUUAAAUACUGCGUUGUUUUUGACAUGAAACUGAUCAGUUCCCCAUCGACCCUGACUGAAAAUUGUUUCAGUAAUUUAACUGCACAUUAUCAGGCUUGUUAUGGUAAUACUACAUACUGUAUAUGUAGCUAUUGUUUACACACAGCCACUUCUCCACUGGUAAUCUAUCGCUACCUCUGACCAAUUGUUGGCAAAUGAUAAGUAAGUAAAUCUCCAAGCUUGAUGCGACAUAGACAAAGACCCAAAACACACAUCACAUCACAUUACACCUGAUCAUACACACAUCAACAUGUAGAUGCACACACAAGGGGAGGGGCUAUGUGGUGAGAAGGAGGUAAAAUAGCCACACAACAGAGAGAAAGAAGAAACUGAGGGGAAGAAAACAUGUAGCAGGGUUAUGGAGAGAGAACACAAGUAGCUAGUAAAUGUUCACAGCAUUUUUCUCAAAAUUUUUUCUGGAACUGUGAUUAACAAAUGAGUGUGAAACUCAAAGAGGAAAAGAAAAAUGCAUUUUUGUUUGCUUCGUUACCUCCCUAAGCCACCAUUGCACUGUUUUGUAUAAACUAAAUAUGAAACAACACCAAGCUAAAACCAUUACACCACAACUUUGACAGUUAUUACCCUGAUAAUAAAAGAUGUUUUAAACCUCA
Molecule: messenger RNA, 5228 nt
Organism: Seriola aureovittata
Lineage: Eukaryota; Metazoa; Chordata; Actinopteri; Carangiformes; Carangidae
Gene: cacng3b
Product: calcium channel, voltage-dependent, gamma subunit 3b
Exons: 5
Coding region: 1295-2248 (317 amino acids)
Biological process (GO): calcium ion transport; regulation of AMPA receptor activity; transmission of nerve impulse
Cellular component (GO): postsynaptic density membrane; AMPA glutamate receptor complex
Molecular function (GO): voltage-gated calcium channel activity; channel regulator activity
Source: RefSeq, a predicted model, not a curated record